Molecule: messenger RNA, 1428 nt
Organism: Amaranthus tricolor (Joseph's coat)
Lineage: Eukaryota; Viridiplantae; Streptophyta; Magnoliopsida; Caryophyllales; Amaranthaceae
Product: tubulin-folding cofactor B
Exons: 9
Coding region: 408-1136 (242 amino acids)
Biological process (GO): cytoplasmic microtubule organization; post-chaperonin tubulin folding pathway; tubulin complex assembly
Cellular component (GO): cytoplasm; nucleus; microtubule plus-end
Molecular function (GO): microtubule plus-end binding; alpha-tubulin binding
Source: RefSeq, a predicted model, not a curated record
GGACAAGAUCUCCUACAUAUACUUUACUCAUUAUCCAUGGCGAAUUGAGACUUUUAUACCCAAAUCAAUUAUAUCCACACCCACCUCAACUAGCGCGGAUGUCGUGUAAAAGCCGAAAAAUUAUACCCGUCUGUCAUCACUACCUAAACAUUAAUGUCUCCAAUUUUUCAAUUUUUAAAAAAUGACCUGGGCCGCUUCUGAAGUCUCUCGACUAUCUGGAGACUAUCUCUCACUAAACCUGCUUAUGCACAUUCGUUCCUUCCCUGUAACUCCGCCAUUUUCAUUGCUCCUUCCCCAAUCUUCCAUGCAUUUUGUAUUUCCGCUAUUACUUCAGCAGGGGUAUUAGUAAAACUAUUCUCAAGGAUUUUCGGGGAAACACGAUCACCUAGGAACAUUAUUCCCGGUUGAUGGCAGCUCGUUUGCAAAUUGAAGGGGAUGAAUCUGUCCUCUGCCGUGUAACACAUUCUAAUCUCAAGAGUUUUAAUGCUGAUGUUAGGUUUUCACUUCAGAUGACAGUGGAAGCCAUGAAAGAUAAGCUUUGGAAAAAAUGUGGCACUUCAAUAAAUUCAAUGUCUCUUGAGCUUUAUGAUGAUACUGGUGCUAAAAUUGCUGAUCUUAGUGACAAUGCUAGACCCUUUGGGUUCUAUUCUCCAAUGGAUGGAUAUCGUCUGCAUGUUGUAGAUCUUGACCCAUCGUCAGUGACUUCUGGUGGUUGGCUGGAAGACACAUCUUUGGUGGAGAAAUACAAAAUUUCUGAUGAAGCCUAUCAAAAGCGUGAUGGCACUUUUAGAAAAUUCAAGGAAAAGUUGGCAGUUCAAAAUCCUUCUGAUGCUAGUACUAAGUUACCUGAAAGUUACAUGGAAGAUCUUUGUGCUAACAUAAAGUUGGGAGAUAGAUGUCAAGUUCAACCAGGAGAUAAGCGAGGUGUUGUGAAAUAUGUUGGCCAAGCACAGAAUUUAGGCCCUGGUUUCUGGAUUGGAGUUCAGUAUGAUGAGCCACUGGGGAAACAUGAUGGAAUGGUCAAAGGAACACGCUACUUUGAUUGUCCACCACUUCAUGGUGCAAUGGUUAGACCAGACAAAGUACAGGUGGGCGACUUUCCUGAGCGAGAUCCAUUUGAAGAAGAGGAGAUUUAGAAGGAGCUCUCAGCAACGUUUAUAAAAUUCGAUUACAUCAAGUAUUUUGACUGAUGUUCUUCAAUCAAGGGAGAACUAUAUUUGUCAUUUGUGCCUACUAUAGCAAGGCAUUCAACUUGCUGUGAAAAUAUAAUUAACCCCUUUUUGUGUUGUGGGCAUGAGUUCGGAAGGGGUUAGGGCUGCUGUUGGUUUUCAUCUAAUGUUUCUAUUAUGAUUCACUUGAGGUUGGGUACUUGUUAUUUGAGCAUUAAUGAACAUUUAAUUGAAUAUUAUUAACUCUAUUGCAUUUUAA